Funneliformis geosporum is the source of this 139-nucleotide messenger RNA. The record is from the annotation of a GenBank genome assembly. Lineage: Eukaryota; Fungi; Glomeromycota; Glomeromycetes; Glomerales; Glomeraceae.
AUGCCCUUUAUUAAAGUCAUCAAAACUUUCCUACGAACAAGAUCACGCAUGUUAUUAUCCUCAAUGAAUGAGCCUGUCCUACAAGCAAUUUGUGAGAGACUUCUACCUUCAAAAUAUCGCAUCCCAGAACUUUUCGUUG